AUGCUGUCCUCUUGCUUCGGGUGGGGCAAGUCCCGCGACGAGGAUCAGGAGCCGCUGCUGCCUCAGUAUGAGCAAGACACUCAUCUGCAGCGGGAGCUGUACCGCAAGCUCCACAGCUACCAGAUGCUGAGAGCCCUCACCAAGGGAUACAUGCCGAGCACCGAGCAGGCCAUCAUCAACCUGCGCACUCUGCUUGCGAGCGACGUCCUCAAUCCGGAUAACCCAGAUCUCUCCGACAGUGGAAGGCGUCUGGCCCGCCUCACCAAGCAAUGGCUACACCAGUUCAUCACGCUCCUCAAAAACAAGAACGACGAGGACCAACUCCAGGAUCUCAUAUGGUUCUUGACAAAGAGCAGGAUCUCGGUCGACGUGGACGACCUCCAACACCGCGCCAGCAAAUCCAAGGCCAAGGCCGAUGCUGCCGCUGCCUACAAGAGCCUGCAGACCGUCGGAUCCUUGCUCUUCACCAACUCGGAUUUCCGCGUUUUCCUCGGCGACUUGAAUACAGUUGGCCGUGAGAUAUUCAAGGAUUCCGCUUUUGCUCUGAGUUCCGCCGCCGAGGAAGCUGGCAAGCAGCUGGAGCCGUCGGCGGAGGAGCAGAAGCAGGUCGCUCAUCCGGACGCUGGCACAAACGGCAAGGCCCCGACCGGCCAGGAGCUUGGCCAAGAUGUUCAAGACGUCAGCAAGAUCGUCGCGCACGAGGGCGCUGAAGUCGCCAGUGCUGCCCUCGAGAGCACCAAGGACAAGCUGUCAGGAGACGAAGGACAAACGCUUCUGAAACGUCUCCAGCAGGUUGUCCUGAAUCUGCGCAAGCGUAAAGACUAUUCAGACUCUGUCUCUACGCUUUCUCUUCUGAUAAAGCGUUACGCGCUGGUGUAUUCACGCGCCGCUGAAGAGAUUGCGGAGGCGGCGCAAGAUGAUGUUCACGAAAAUCGUGCGAUGGACAAAGCUAUGAAGAACAUUUGGGAGUUCGUCUCGAGCUUCGGCGACAAGAAGGAGUGGGAGAGAAGUGAGACCCUGUUCAAGAAGGUCAUAGCCCACAAGGAGAAGGACCCCGAGUUUGAGCACUUUAUGCAGGAGGUGGGAGACAGCCUGCAGAAGCUCCUUACUGAUCCCGAUUUCUUUACCAACGCGGACGCAAAAUUGCAAGAGCUUAGGGAGAAGAGCAAGAAGGUGGGAACAGAGAGCAGCCUCCGACAGGAUGUGGAUGAGCUGCUGCAGCAACUCUCCGUCACUUUCAAGAGUGUGCUCCACGAUGAGGAUAUUCACAACCUUAUCACCACAACACUACGUAUCUUCGGGGUCUUAUCUCCUACUAACGCAGUUACGAAUCCCGAUCUCGUCCAAGAUGCCAUCAAUGUCUUUAUUCCUCUUCUCAUAAGCGCUAUUCAGUACCUACCGAUUCCGCGCCUGGAAGUCGGCACGCCCGCCAUCGACCUUCUCCUGGAGAACCUCAUCAUCGAACCCGGCGUGACUGUCAACCACACGUCUUUCCUGCCGUACCGCUUCAAGGUAGAGACUUACAACGAUCUGGAAAUACGCAAGGCACGAUACCGCACGACGACGACAUCGAAGAACCUCAUGCUCAUCAAGAUCGACGGUCUCUCGGCUCGCGCCGACGAAAUCGGCUUCUGGCUGCGCGCCCACAGCGGGCUGUUCCGCCUGGCCGACGAGGGCAUCGCCAGCUUCGCGCUGGACGAGCGCGGCGUCGACAUCCACCUGGAGGUGGAGAUCUGCCGCGAGCGCAUGGAGCAGAUCCUGACGCUGCGCGCCGUGCGCGUGCGCGUGCACAAGCUCGACUACACGCUGCGCAAGAGCCGGUUCGCCUGGCUCGGCUGGCUGUUCAAGCCCCUGCUGCGGCCCCUGCUCAAGGCCACCAUGGAGGUGCAGCUGGCGGGCGCCAUCGCGGGCCUCCUGCACGCCGGCAACCGCGAGCUGCUGUACGCGCGCGAGCGCCUCCGCGCCACGCGCAUCGCCGACCCGGCCGACCUGUGGACCUUUGUCCGCGCCGUCGCCGCCCGCCUCGUCCCCGCCGAGGACCCGGACCUGUACACGCGCGUCGGCGUCGCCCAGCCCGGCGAGGGCGUCUUCAAGGGCGUCUACACGCCCGGCAGCGUCGUCAAGAUCUGGAACGACGAGGCCGCCCGCGCCGGCGACCGCGUCGAGGAGUACGAGGUCGGCGGCUGGAGGAACGAGGUCUUCGACACGCAUGUCAGUACCUUGACUUGA
Messenger RNA from Neoarthrinium moseri, 2229 nucleotides. RefSeq lists its product as uncharacterized. The record is from RefSeq and is a predicted model, not a curated record. NCBI's taxonomy places the organism in Eukaryota, Fungi, Ascomycota, Sordariomycetes, Amphisphaeriales, Apiosporaceae. Gene Ontology annotation, molecular function: lipid binding. The transcript has a single exon. Bases 1 to 2229 code for a protein of 742 amino acids.